CUCUCCACAGAGCAUAUGUUUUCAAAUUUGCUAUCCAAACCUUCAAAAGUCAUUUCACUAUUUCUAUUUAUUUAUCAAAAAUAAAAUAAUAUUAAACAAAUAAUAAAAAUGAUUUUUGGUCUACAAUUAACAAAUCAAAUCAUUAGAAGACUACCAUUAUGUAGUAAGAACACUGUCCUAGCAUAUAAAUCUGUGACAAGGAAUUUCACAAUAUUACCCAAACAGAGCAACUCUAAUUUUCUUGUUGCCCAAAUCCCCAAGAAAAACACUGUUUCCCAAAUCAGAAACUUUGCCCAUAACAACAAAGUUGAACAGGGAAAUAAACUAGUUGGAACAUGGCUUCUAGGUUGCAGUGCCAUGGUCUUUGGAGCUGUAAUACUCGGUGGUGUUACUCGCUUGACAGAAUCUGGACUAUCAAUGGUAACUUGGAAGCUCCUUGGAGAGCAAAGACCACGAACACCAAAAGAAUGGGAGGAAGAAUUCGAAAGGUAUCAACAAUUUCCCGAGUUCAAAAUGAAAAAUGCAAACAUGACACUCGAGGAAUUUAAAUUCAUUUACUUUAUGGAGUAUACUCAUCGCAUGUGGGGUCGAGCCAUUGGUGCCUUUUACGCUCUACCUGCCAUCUAUUUUUGGACUAAAGGUUACUUUUCCAAGGCAAUGAAAAUGCGAGUACUCCUCUUUGGUGCCCUAAUAGGAGCCCAGGGUCUAAUGGGUUGGUAUAUGGUUAAAUCUGGUCUGGAAGAUCGUUUUCAAGAUGUCAAUGAUGUACCAAGAGUAUCGCAAUAUCGACUUGCUUCACAUUUAUCAUUUGCAUUUAUUCUUUAUACACUAUUUUUGCAUUCAUCACUUUCACACUUGUUACCUGCAGAACGUUUGUCACAAAUCACUCGUGGAGCAGUGACAUUUCGAAAACUGGCUCAUGUCACAAAAGGCAUGGUAUUCCUGACAGCAAUAUCUGGCGCCUUUGUUGCUGGUCUAGAUGCUGGUCUUGUUUAUAAUUCAUUUCCAAAGAUGGCUGAUCGUUGGAUACCAGACGACAUUUUAGCUCUGUCGCCAAAGCUAGUCAAUUUCACUGAAAAUCCAACAACAGUACAAUUCGAUCAUCGAAUGUUGGGUAUUACAACGAUAUCACUUAUUUCGGGUCUUUGGAUAUUGUCGAGAAGAAGAAGCCUGCCAAAGAGAGCUUAUUGGGCGGCGAAUGCUAUUGCAGCAAUGGGUUGGACUCAAGUUGCUUUGGGUAUCACUACGCUGCUGACGUAUGUUCCUGUAUCGAUAGCUGCCGCACAUCAAUCGGGUUCACUUGUUUUAUUGUCAUUGGCUAUUUGGUUGUCGCACGAACUGAAAUUUGUUAAAUAUAUUCCAAAGUAAUGUUUAAACUGAUAAAUCAA
This is a messenger RNA of Episyrphus balteatus (marmalade hoverfly), 1388 nucleotides long. Its product is annotated as cytochrome c oxidase assembly protein COX15 homolog. NCBI's taxonomy places the organism in Eukaryota, Metazoa, Arthropoda, Insecta, Diptera, Syrphidae. Gene Ontology annotation, molecular function: oxidoreductase activity, acting on NAD(P)H, heme protein as acceptor. The transcript has a single exon. The coding region runs from base 109 to 1368 and encodes 419 amino acids. Gene Ontology annotation, cellular component: mitochondrial inner membrane. Gene Ontology annotation, biological process: heme A biosynthetic process. The record is from RefSeq and is a predicted model, not a curated record.